This is a messenger RNA of Colletotrichum orchidophilum, 2439 nucleotides long. Its product is annotated as oligopeptide transporter 8. NCBI's taxonomy places the organism in Eukaryota, Fungi, Ascomycota, Sordariomycetes, Glomerellales, Glomerellaceae. The transcript is spliced from 11 exons. The record is from RefSeq and is a predicted model, not a curated record. Gene Ontology annotation, molecular function: oligopeptide transmembrane transporter activity. Bases 1 to 2439 code for a protein of 812 amino acids. Gene Ontology annotation, biological process: transmembrane transport.
AUGUCGGGCCUAGGAACAAGCACAACGGACUCAAAGGACCCUACCGUGGUCUCUGCAAGCGCUUUGAAUGCAGACAUGCCUUCGCCAGUCAACCGAAGAGCCGGUACUUCAAAUGAGGCACUUCUGAUCUUGGAAGACGACAGGUCAGACGUCGCCUUGAAGACGAACGACGCCGAGCGGAACGAAUCAGACGACGAGAGAAAGCUUGUGAACGGUGGCAUCGUGAUCAGAGAUGGUAACGAUGUCGCGAGAUACGUCGUCAGUACUCAAGACGAUGGUGAUGCGUCUUGCACCUUUCGAUCUUUCAUCAUCGGUUCUGGCUUGACCGCUCUUGCGGCCUGCAUCAAUCAAAUCUACUUUUAUAAGCCCGUCGAUGUAUCAUUUUCCUCGGUGUUCCUUUGCUUGAUGGCUUAUGUGAUCGGGGUUGCUUGGUCCGUCUUGCUCCCUCGACGGCAGCAUGUUGACAAGUACCUACCAUCUCAAGCAAGGUGGCUCGGCCCAGUCGUUCACUUCAUCAACCCCGGCCACUUUGGACUCAAGGAACAUGCCGUCGCUUCAAUUCUUUCUACAUCGAGUGGAAAUGGUGCUGCAAUCGUGCAAGUCUUUGGCGCAGAGCGACUGUUCUACAAUCGGAGCAUCGAUCCUGCCACUGCGAUUCUGACAGUCUGUUCGGCCUCCAUCUUUGGAUAUGGUCUUGUAGGUAUCCUGCGGUCCAUCAUCGUUCAUCCGAGUGAAAUGGUCUGGUGGCAAUGCCUCCCCAUGAUAUCCAUCUACCAGACGCUCCACCGUGACCCAGUAGGCAACAGUCAAGACAGGCUCCGAAUUUUCGGCUUCACUUCCAUCGGCAUGUUCAUAUGGGAGCCCAUAGCAUCCUACAUCUGGCCCUGGCUAAACGGCAUAUCCAUCCCCUGCCUCGCAUCGAUGAAGGCCGCGCCGCCGACUCGAAAGGUUCUCAUGACAAUCUUUGGCGGCAUCAACUCCAACGAGGGCCAGGGCAUCUUCAACUUCUCCCUGGACUGGCAGUACAUCACGUCGCGGUACAUGUCCCUGCCGCUCCUCCAACAAGCCAACUCUUGGGUGGGCAUCGUGCUCUCCUAUGUCAUGUGCUUCAGUCUCUACUACGGUGGGGCUUGGGGCGCCAAGAAGUUCCCGUUCAUGUCGACGGCCAUGUUUGACGGGAAGACUGGCAAGGUCUACAACCAGACGGCCGUGUUUGGGCAAAACGCGAUCUUGGACACGGACGCACUGGAGAUACAUGGGCUUCCGCGGUUGACCGCAUCCAAUGUCUGGGCCAAUAUGGCGGCAAUGGCCGCCAUAGGAGCGCUGCUCACUCACAUUGCCCUUUUCUAUGGGCCGCUCAUCAAGCGGUCAUUGAAACAGGCUUGGAAGAAGGAAGAGACAGACAUCCACUACAGGAUCAUGCAAGAAAAAUACAAGGAUGUUCCCAUCUGGUGGUAUAUUGCCAUUCUUCUUGUUGGCUUCUUCGCUGGCCUUGGAGCUGUCGUCAAGGGCCACACUACGCUUGACGCCUGGGCAUAUGUUUGCGCCAUCCUUCUUGGCUGCAUCGUUGCACCCUUUUCGCUCUGCUUGUACGGCUUGCUCGGCACUAGCGUCGCCACAAACAAUCUUUCCAAGAUGCUCUGCGGUGUACUUCAACCUGGGAAACCUGUCGCCAACAUGUAUUUCUCAAUGUUCAGUCACGAGGUCACCGUACUCUCGGUGUUCUUGUCUACUGAUCUCAAAAUGGCCCAAUAUCUCAAGAUCCCAUGGAGAACCAUGUUUCUUCUGCAAACAUGGGGAAGCUUAUUUGGGACAGCCUUGAACUAUGUAAUCAUGGAUACCAUUGUGGUAAACCGACGAGAAAUCCUUCUUGACCCGAUUGGCAACCAAGUCGUGAGUUCGCCCCGUCAGAAGUUUGCCGUAUCAGAGCUAACCCAAAGCCAGUGGAGCGGACGGAAGAUUCAAUCUCUCAAUACGACUGCCGUUACCUGGUCACUUGCAAAGUACGUCUAUGGGUUCGGAAAAGAUGGAUAUGGGUGGAUCCCGCUCUCCAUCGUCCUUGGGGCUGCUAUCCCUAUUGCGCUGUGGCUUUUAUCUCGCAGGUACAAAACCGUCUGUGGCUUGGAAGUGAGCAAGUGUGUCACUCCUGUGAUCUUUCAACACGCCUCGGACACAACGUCAGGCACUACAUCUGUUAUCUGGUCUCAAGUCGCGGUCGGCUUGUGGUCUCAGUGGUACAUGCGGUUGCGCCAUCCCGCUUGGUUCGGCAGGUAUAACUAUAUCGUCGGUGGCGGUCUAGAUGCAGGCGCCAAGGUCAUGAUGUUCAUCUUGACAUUUUCUGUCGCUGGCGGUUCAGGAAGAGAGGUUCCUUUCCCUACGUGGUGGGGUAAUCCUGUAUCGAGUUCGAAGCAGUACGCCGAUUACUGCGGUAAUGGAUAG